Poecile atricapillus (Black-capped chickadee) is the source of this 4912-nucleotide messenger RNA. It is a transcript of the gene PRSS12, whose product is annotated as serine protease 12. The record is from RefSeq and is a predicted model, not a curated record. Gene Ontology annotation, cellular component: dendrite; synaptic cleft; terminal bouton. Lineage: Eukaryota; Metazoa; Chordata; Aves; Passeriformes; Paridae. Gene Ontology annotation, molecular function: serine-type endopeptidase activity. The transcript has 13 exons. Gene Ontology annotation, biological process: proteolysis. Bases 203 to 2656 code for a protein of 817 amino acids.
GCGGCAGGUAGGGAGCCGGCAGCGCCGGGGCCGCGCCUCUCGGCGCCCCGCUCGCCCUGCCCCCGCGGGCCGGGCAGCCGGGGGCGGGCGGCAGGGGUGUGCGGAGAGGGGGAUUAGCGGGACGCCGCGGCCCCGCCUUCCCUCCUCGCAUCCCGGCCGCGAUGAGAGGGGGAGAUGGACCCGAGCCGGCGGGACUGGCACCAUGACAUUCGCCGGCUUCGUGGUGGCGCUGGUGAUAGGGGCGAUCCCCGGAGCCCGCGGGCCGGGGCAGGUCUCCGCCAGCCUCCCGGCCGCCCGCCCCCCACAGCCCCCGGCCGGCUGUCCCGCCGGGGGCUUCCCCGCGGCCCAGCGCCCCUGGGCGCCGGCGGCGCCCGCUCUGCCGCGGCGGGGGGCGGCGGGCCGGGCACCGCGGGGCCGCCGCAGCUCCUGCGCCCUGCCCGGCGGCGGCGAGGGGCGGCCCGGCUGCGCCCCUGGGAGCGGCCGGGGCUCGGAGGAGCGCGGCCGCGCUGACUGCGAGCGAGGGUCAGUGAGACUCCGGGGAGGCAAGAAUGAGUUUGAAGGUGCAGUGGAGGUUUAUUUGAAUGGAAUCUGGGGAACAAUCUGUGGGAGCCAGUGGGACGAUAAUGACGCCACAGUUGUAUGUCGACAGCUUGCACUUGGGGAAAAAGGUACAGCAAAACACAUACCCUUUGCUGGACUAGGCCUUAUUCCUGUUUUCUGGAGUGAAGUGCGUUGUCGUGGUGAUGAAGAAAAUAUACUGUUAUGUGAAAAAGACACCUGGCAAGAUGGGACAUGUCCUCAAAAAAUGGCAGCUGCUGUCACAUGUAGCUCCUCCCUGGGCGCUGUCUUCACUCCGAUCCGGCUGGCUGGUGGGAGCAAUGCCCAUGAAGGAAGAGUGGAAGUCUACCAUGGUGGCCAGUGGGGCACAGUCUGUGAUGACCAGUGGGAUGAUGCAGAUGCUGAAGUUGUCUGUCGGCAGCUUGGCCUUGGGGGUGUUGCCAAGGCGUGGAGCCAGGCUUACUUUGGAGAAGGCUCUGGCCCCGUGCUGCUGGAUGAAGUGCGGUGCACAGGAAAUGAACUCUCGAUAGAACAGUGCCCGAAAAGCUCCUGGCGAGAACACAACUGUGGCCACAAAGAAGAUGCCGGCGUUUCCUGCACACCUCUCACAGAUGGCGCACUGCGGCUCACAGGUGGCAAGGGCAGCCACGAGGGCCGCCUGGAGGUCUAUCACAUGGGGCAGUGGGGCACGGUCUGUGACGAUGGCUGGACGGAGCUGAACACGCAGGUGGUUUGCUGGCAGCUGGGAUUUAAGUAUGGGAAAAGCGCAGCUGUGGAAAAAGAGAGCUACUCAGAAGGGAGCUCUGGGCCCAUCUGGUUGGAUGAUGUGAUCUGCUCCGGGAAGGAGACAAACCUUCUGCAGUGCUCGCGCAGGGAGUGGGGGAAGCACGACUGCAACCAUCAGGAGGAUGUCAGACUCAUCUGCCACCCGGAGAACGACAGCCACAAGCGCUCACUUGGUCCUCCCAUCAGGCUGAUGGAUGGAGAGAAUAAGAAGGAAGGACGUGUGGAGAUUUUUAUCAAUGGCCAGUGGGGCACAAUUUGUGAUGAUGGAUGGUCUGAUAAGGAUGCAGCUGUAGUCUGCCGACAGCUCGGCUACAAAGGUUCAGCUAGAGCAAGGACAAUGGCCUAUUUCGGUGAGGGCAAAGGCCCCAUCCACGUGGAUAAUGUGAAGUGUACAGGAAAUGAGAGAUCCUUGGCAGACUGCAUUAAGCAGGACAUUGGGACGCACAACUGCCGGCACAGUGAGGACGCGGGGGUCAUCUGCGACCACCUCAGCAAGAAAGUCCCUGGCAACAGCAAUAAAGAUUCUCUUGCUUCUGUUUGUGGGCUGAGGUUACUCCAUCGUCGACAAAAGCGAAUAAUUGGUGGGAAAAAUUCUUUACGGGGCGGCUGGCCGUGGCAGGUGGCACUGCGGCUGAAAUCCUCUCACGGCGAUGGGAGGCUCCUGUGUGGUGCUACUCUCAUCAGCAGCUGCUGGGUCCUCACUGCUGCACACUGCUUUAAAAGGUACGGCAACAACACUCGCAACUACGUGGUGCGGGUUGGGGACUACCACACGCUGGUGCUGGAGGAGUACGAGGAGGAGAUCGGAGUCCAGGAGAUCGUGGUGCACAAGGAGUACAGGCCUGACAGCAGCGACUACGACAUUGCCUUGCUGAGGCUGCAGGGGCCUGAGGAGCAGUGCGCGAGGUUCAGCACCCACGUCCUCCCUGCCUGCUUGCCACUGCGGAGAGAGCGACCGCACAAAACUGCUCCCAACUGCUUCAUCACUGGAUGGGGUGACACAGGACGGGCUUAUUCGAGAACAUUACAACAAGCUGCCAUCCCCUUACUUCCCAAGAGGGUGUGUGAAGAGCGCUACAAGAGGAGAUUCACAGGGAGGAUGCUCUGUGCUGGAAACCUGCAGGAACAGAAACGUGUUGACAGCUGUCAAGGAGACAGCGGCGGACCACUGAUGUGUGAGCGCCCGGGGGAAAGCUGGGUCGUGUACGGUGUGACCUCCUGGGGCUACGGCUGUGGGGUCAAAGAUUCCCCAGGUGUCUACACAAAAGUAUCAUCCUUCGUACCCUGGAUUAAAAGUGUGACCAAACUAUGAACGUCCAUAAUGAAAACCAAACUUUGAGCAGCACAACUUGAACAGCACACGCAGUUGUGCACAGCUGGGGCCCACAGUGGGUGGAAACAGACAUUUUCCUGAUUCCUGUGUUUUUGUUUUUAUUAAAUCCAAGCUGUAUACACACAACCCUUCCAGUUAGGGAUUACUGUCCUUCCUGUUCCAGAAGUUCAAAUGCUUAAUGAACAAGUUACCAUGUGUCUAAGGGGAAAGGUGAUAGCCAGCUAGAGCAGUACUGGAGCAGGACAGCUGGGGACUUUGCUGAGACUCACUGCCCACAUGACUGUAGCUCCAACCUAUUUAUGCUCCAAGCUUCUCUACAAUUAAUAACAGAUCUCAAUCUCCAGCCCAGUUUAUUUAGUCUAUUAUUCCUAUGAUUUUACACUCAGUCCCCUAAAUCUGACUCAUUCCAGUAGCUUAUGAGACCAUUAGUAGCCUGAUUCUUGCUAAGUAAUUCUGAGUACCAAAUGCGGGAAAGGAAACAAUGGUCAAUAAUCACAUCCCCAGCUAGUCUGUAAAUGUCCUCGCAGGUUAGUGUCCCUAAAGCACAUUCCCAAACAAAACAGGCACUACACUGACAGCUUCCCCAUGAACAUCCUGUACAGCUGCAAGAGCAACCACUUGUCCACUUUACCUAAGAAGCAUUUGUCACAUUUCUGAAACUUGCAAUUUUGAGUAUAUAAAGCAUUGUGGGGAGGAUUCACUUUUUCUGUUUACCACUAGCUGUCAGUACAGUGUCAGACUAACAAACAUCCCUAUCCUUGCACUGCUGGCCUUUCCUCAAGUACUGCAAAGAACCUCAGUCAAUCCUACCAGGCAAAGUUACACAUACAAUGGAGUUGUUGAGCAAAAACUUGUCUGAAAAGGUCUAUGAAGUCUUAAACCAUGCUAUCUAUAAAGUAAUAGACAACUCUCUCCUGCUUAGUUGUCACUGGUUCAGACUGAUCUCAAAGGAAAGACUCCUAAAGCACUGACGCAUCUUGAUUUUGUUCAAUUCCUUUUCCAAAUACUGUUCCCUGUACUAUGAAAUCCCUAACAACUUAUUAUAAAAAUGCACUGAUAACCAACUUACUGUCCAGUGAACCUAGAACACAGGAGGUAAUCACCACCUUAGCAUAACAGUGAAAGGCACCAAUCUGGGAACCACCUGGGAAGUGACUCAAUAAGGAGGGAGCCACGGCAGCUCAGCACCACAAUCCCUGGCCAAGGCCACGCUCCAGGCACCACAACCAUCAUCAAUCAACAGCUGUGCUCAUACAAACACAACCAAAAGCUGUGGGCCAUGAAACGCUCCGGUGUGACAAGUGUGGCAGAUGAGUGUCAACACAUCGUGAUUGUGCAAACUGUGACUACCAGUGACUGCUUACCCAUUUCCUAUUCCCCAAACUGGCUGUGACUGUGCUGUGUGGUGUUUUGUGAACAAGUGGGGUGCUUGCAUUCAUGCUCUAAGUGGGCAAUCAUUCGUUUUUGUGUGGCUGUGUGUCUCUCCGCUCUUGUAACAAAUAUCCAAGACCACUCACUUGCACACCAAGUGGCAACAAUAUUGCAGAAGCCGAUGUGACUGAACAUUUGGCCCUUAAUAUCUCCGACCCAAAUUUAGGUUUGCAAAGAUCAGGACUAAUUACUGUAACUGGUGCUAAACUAGUACAUGAGGUGCUUUAAUACAUAUUUCAGUUCUCUGUAAUUCCACACUAUUUGAAAUAGUGUGAAAUACUUUUAAAACUCCAUAAAUCACUGUACUGUGACCACCUCCUGUUAGACCAAUGUGAAACACUGUGCUAGUGAACUUUGAAACCAUUAUGUUUUUACUUCUAUAUAGCCCUUAAUUAGCAGGGAAGUCAGUCUGUCAAAAUAUAUCUGCAUUUAACACCUGAGCUUUGUUGUACAAGACCCAUUGAGACUCGUGGUGAAGCAGGCUACCUAGUGCAAUAUACACCUUGUAUCCAGGGGAAAUACUCAUCUUUAAUAGCUGCACCACAGGAACGGAAUACUUGGAGCGGGAACUACGCCGGCAUACUAAGUGUAGUAAAUGUUUAGAUCCAGUACAGUACUUCGUUAUUUUUGCUUUUAAUAGAGUGCUUUGUUAGAUUUUAAAAUGUUGCACACUACUGUUUCCAUGCUGAGCAUGCCUUUUCAGUUUCUAACAAGAAAUGAAACUGUCUCCAUCUUACGCCGUUCUCAUUUUUGCUCAGUGAGCCUGAUGGUGUACAAGUAUUCAAUAAAAACUGCCACACUGAC